Molecule: messenger RNA, 1143 nt
Organism: Auanema sp. JU1783
Lineage: Eukaryota; Metazoa; Nematoda; Chromadorea; Rhabditida; Rhabditidae
Source: the annotation of a GenBank genome assembly
AUGAACGAUCUUGGUUUCUCCCUUCCAGCAGCUGUUAUGCCACCACCAGUUUCGUCCAUGAACAGCUACCAGCGCCCCUCAUUCAGUGAAGAUGGAGCAUCUUUACCAGGAUAUAAUUCUCUUCUGAAUGCAGUCAGCUCCUCCACACUAAAUCAAGAUAUUAGCUAUGAUACUAGCUCGAAAGAUCCACUGAUGGUCAGAGCUCGUGUCUUUAUCGGAAAUAUUAUUCGUGGCCCCAUUACUAGAGAUGAUUUAAUCGAACUUUUUAAACCAUUUGGAAAGCUCUUAGCACUAACAUUUUUCAAGCAAGGAUAUGCAUUCGUGCAAUUUUCUGAGGCACACGAAGCUGAUGCAGCAUGUACUGGAUUAAAUGGCAAGCGCUGGAAGGGUGCUAUUAUUGAUGUACAUUUGGCUAUGACUGGCCCUGUCGGAAAGAAGAAGUAUGAUUCUGUUGAAGGAAGUUUCAGUGAUUUUAGUCGAAAGCGAAGAUACGACGAUUUCAGUCGUGAAGAAAACGUUUUGGAUGAAACAGCUGAACAGAACAAAAGAAAUCGAGAUAUUGCUUUACGUGAUAUGACAUGCAAUGAAGAUCUUUCUGACAGUGUUAUGGCCGACACUUUAAUUUGUGGCAGCUGCCGUUUUGUAACCUGCGAUUUCGAAUCCUAUAAGGAUCAUCGUAUCGCUGGCUGUAAAUCAUUAAAAGUUGAUGGAGAACCCAAGGUGCUACGCUGUGCUUCAUGCAGCCAACGUUUCCUUAGUGCAUGGGCCCUAAUUUGUCAUCUUACUGACUUCCAUAGAAUGAUGCUUUGUCGAGUAGAGAAGAGCGAAGAAAAAAAUGAUGAUGAGUCUGGAACUCCACCAACCAAGCGCGCUGGACGUGCUCCAAGCCCUUCUUCGACAAACGGUCCAUUCAGUACCCACGAUUCGAGCGGAACUACUCCUGCACUUAACACUAGUGAUUUAUCAAUCGGCGAGAAUCGUGCUCCCUCAGCCGCAUCUUACAUUCCUAUUGGAACAUCUGCAGCCCAAUCCGUUGCGCCUCCUCAGGAGUGGAAUCCGCUAACUGGUCAGACCAUAUUAGGCGGAUCAUCAAUCAAGAUAGAGCAAUCAGAUAAUUUUUCUGCGAUUUACGGAAUGCGUUAG